Ostrea edulis (European flat oyster) is the source of this 2786-nucleotide messenger RNA. RefSeq names its product inhibin beta A chain-like. Gene Ontology annotation, cellular component: extracellular region. Bases 289 to 1500 code for a protein of 403 amino acids. The record is from RefSeq and is a predicted model, not a curated record. Gene Ontology annotation, biological process: SMAD protein signal transduction. The transcript is spliced from 4 exons. Gene Ontology annotation, molecular function: cytokine activity; growth factor activity. Lineage: Eukaryota; Metazoa; Mollusca; Bivalvia; Ostreida; Ostreidae.
GACUGAGUGAGAACUAUUCACGCUAGUCCUCGGUUCGUCAGACAUUGGACAUAAAUCAUAUUUUAUGAAAUAUUAUGAUAUUGACCUUAAUCAAUAAUUUCUGGCGGGAAAUAUUCCUUUACUGCUUCCCACUGACGUGCGAGUACUUAAGUACAAUGGCUAGAGGACUCAUGCUCAUUUACAAGCGUCCUUGUUAAGGAUUACUAUUUGACAAAAAGAAUUAAUGAAGUCAGUGGGAAGGAGCUGACAGUGUGGACAAUUUAAGAGGUCUAUUAAAGACAAGGGACCAUGUGCUUUUUAAUCCCCUUAACCAUCUCCAACACAGCGUUAUGGGUCAUCAUAUCCAUCCUAUCUGUACAAUUUUAUUACACAAAGGAGUUUUCAUGGCCACAGACUAAAAAACAAACAGCAGAUUUUAACCUCACACCUGCAGGGAGACAGUCGGGCAUUAGAAGCAUAAAUCUAAAACCAAAGAUCUGGAAAGAUCAAAUAAAACGCCGAAUUUGUGAAAUUAUUCGAUGUGAUAACAGAGGUGGACAGGCGAGAAAGGACACAGCACCCGGCAUCAUUUUCACACCUAUAAAACCGCCAGAUUUCGAUAAAAAAGAGGUGGAGAAAGUCACGCCCCCUGUGAUCAAACCAAAACCAGUGUUCUCAAGUCCAGCAGAAACCACAAUGGACCCAAAGUGUAUGACGUUUAGAGUUCCCGAUGAGUACUUGGAGGAGGGUGUUGAUAUACUUGGAGCAGAUAUUUACAUCUAUUUCAAAGUUAAAAAACGUCGUAAAAGAACAAGACGGGUUGUCUUAAAAGUAUUUUCUCUACUAUCCGGAACUAAACGAAAGACGACUGUCGCCAAAUUAAAAGUUCGGCCAAGUGACACAGCAUGGUAUAAAGUGUCACUUCCGCUAUCUGUGAUGAAAAGUGUGGAAAACCGGAACAACAGAACGCUAUCUAUGUGCAUAGACUGUAAACGAUGCAACAGCCGAACGAAGAUAACAUUUCCGUUAAAAACUCAUCCAUCACGUCGAAAACGGAAGAAGACUAAGAAAAAUAAAGGAAAAGGCAAUAAAAGGAAACAGAGACACACAAAGAAGAAAAAGAAGCAAAAGAAAUUGAGAGUUCAUAGGCCAUUUCUUAUAUACCGAUUUAGGCAUAACCAUCGAUCUAAACGAUUUAUACAUAAUUGUUCCUCAGUAUCGGAUACUCAAAAAUGUUGUAGGCAUGAAGAAUUUGUGUCAUUUUCUGAUCUGGGAUUUGAUCAAGAUAUUCUUUUCCCUGCCGGGGUGUCGUACUCAGUAUGUAUGGGGACCUGUGACAGCGGUAUUUCUCAAAGGUCUACUAAUUAUACCAACCCUUUGGAUACUGACCUUAGUGCUAGAGCACCUGUUUGUGACGUAACGGACUCAGAAGAAACUAGCACAUUCAUAGUAUUGCGCAAUCGAAUUGGAAUUUUGACAAUGAAGAAUGGAAAUGUUUUAAAUUGUGGAUGCAGUAUAUAAUAUAUGCACGAUUAGUAUGAUUAAUUCAAUAACUGUUGGAGGCUGUGCCUUUAAUUUCUGCUUGCUUUCACAUCCGUUUACAUCAAAGUAAUGAUUAUAUGUUUCUAUUUCAUACAGAGUUUGACUUUUACAUUGUUUUACGUACAUGUGAUGUACAGGCAUGUAUAUACAUACAUUAUACAUAUACUUAGUCAAAUCAAAAAUCCAUUUGAUAUUAAAUGUGUUCAAUUCAAAUCAAGAAAUGGCAAUAUAUAAUGAGCAUUGUCAAUUGUACUGAUUAGUGGACUUUGAAGUUUUUAUUAUUAUUUCGUUUUAUACAUUCUGAUUGAUUGAUUGUUUAUGGUUUUACGCCGUUUUGGCAAUACUUCUACAUUCCAAUAUCGCACACAUUCUGAAAAACGCACAUAAAUGAUAGGGUGAAACGAUACAGUACCUUCUCGAUUCGAUUCGAUACUUUAGUCUCGAUUCGAUGAUUUUUUAUUCGAUACAAUAGCAUGUUCCAAAUUCUUUAUAAUGCUUAGAUUUUUUUAUGUUUAUUGUAAUUAUUGUUGUCUGCAGAUAAAUUCUACAUAAUAUAAAAACGUUUAACAUAAAGCAACACUCUUAUCACUUGUCCUAAAGCCGAACUGUCACUAUACCCAGGAUUUAUACAUUGAGGGUGCAUUUUUCAACUCGACUGUGUCGAUUUUGGUACAGCAAAGUUUACUCGUUCGUUGAUUGGGCAAUAUUCAAUUCCAUUGGCCAAUCAGAAACCGUGUUAUCAAAAACAAUGUAUGCUAUGAUUCUAGAACCGUAUCGAACUGAAGCAGACCCGGAAUAAAUCGAACAUCGAAUCGAGACCUCUACAUCGCGAUUCGGCCGCAUCGCGAUGUAUCGUUUCACCCCUAAUAGAUGAUUGCAGUGAACUCCUAAAUAAGCAUAACUGCCUUCAUUGAAGAAAUAUUGAAAAUAAUUCAAUAUCUUUUCGAUACGAAGAAAUAUUUUAUAUCAAGCACAGAAACAUUCACUAUAUUCUAAUACCCACUUCCGCCCGUCCAGGGUUGUACUCAAGACCUGCGGAACCAACUCUCCUAACAUCGUGUGAUCAGCGUGCUAGACUCAUAUCAAAACUUGCUUUCGAUGACGAUGGGAUUCUCACCACACUGUCACUCGCUACACGAUCAUUGAUAAUGAAAAAGGGAUACAGUUACUUGACGUAAGUCUAAGAGGGCCAUACAAGAUACACACUGCAUUUAGAAUAUCUGUACUUAUAAAUCAACAAAGUAUGCCAAUAAAAUCUGAAAAGC